AUGCGUCAUAAAAUUCUGGAAAAUGAAGAGAAGGGAGAGGAGGGAGAAUAUAUAGAGAUGGAUGAUAUGAAAGGGGAGGGGAGCUAUGGAAUGGCAAGAGAGGGCGGUCUGGAUGAGCCAGUUUUAGAGCUAGAGUGUUACUUUCUGACUUUUAUAAAGGCAGUUAAAGACAGCCGGAUGCUUGGCAACAGGUGGCAGGACUUAGUCCCCAGCGAGUUCCUCCACGCUGCGGGUUGUCACUUUCAGUUUUCCGCGUCUCAUCCGAUAUCUCAUUCUCAGUUAGGUGGCAAGUUUCGUCGCAAAUCUUUGGAUAUUCUACAGAUUUUAUACGUGCUUUAUAUUGGCGCUGGUAUCGUCACAACCUUUACCACAACCAUCAUCACUGUCAGUAGUGGCGCCGGUGUCAUCACCACCACCAGUGGCACUGGUGUCAUCACCAGUGGCACUGGUGUCAUCACCACCAGUGGCACUGGUGUCAUCACCAGUGGCACUGGUGUCAUCACCAGUGGCACUGGUGUCAUCACCAGUGGCACUGGUGUCAUCACCAGUGGCACUGGUGUCACCACCAGUGGCACUGGUGUCACCACCAGUGGCACUGGUGUCACCACCAGUGGCACUGGUGUCACCACCAGUGGCACUGAUGUCACCACCAGUGGCACUGAUGUCACCACCAGUGGCACUGAUGUCACCACCAGUGGCACUGAUGUCACCACCAGUGGCACUGAUGUCAUCACCAGUGGCACUGAUGUCAUCACCAGUGGCACUGAUGUCAUCACCAGUGGCACUGAUGUCAUCACCAGUGGCACUGUCGUCACCACCAGUGGCACUGAUGUCAUCACUAGUGGCACUGAUGUCAUCACCAGUGGCACUGAUGUCAUCACCAGUGGCACUGAUGUCAUCACCAGUGGCACUGAUGUCAUCACCAGUGGCACUGAUGUCAUCACCAGUGGCACUGAUGUCAUCACCAGUGGCACUGAUGUCAUCACCACCAGUGGCACUGAUGUCACCACCAGUGGCACUGAUGUCACCACCAGUGGCACUGAUGUCACCACCAGUGGCACUGAUGUCAUCACCACCAGUGGCACUGAUGUCAUCACCAGUGGCACUGAUAUGGGCGUGAGUGGCGUGGUGUUGGUGGGGGCGUGGUGCGUGUUGACGUGGGCGGCGGGCGUGAUCGGCCAGCGGUCGCCCUGUUACCAGUGUGACUGGUACAGAGGAAGACACCCACACACCAGCCCCUACACUGUGGUGGACGGACGGGUGGACGGACGGAUGGACGGACGGACGAACGGACGGACGGAUGGGCAGGCGGACGGACGAUCAACCCAGGAUAGGCUACAACACAUACAGGAAAGCAUGGAGAUCAGUAUAUGUGGCAGUGUGCCGGAGUGCCAGGCAGGAGUACCUCUAGUGCGGGACGGAUGUGGUUGUUGCUGGCAGUGUGCAAGGCAGGCGGGGGAGGCUUGUGACAGAGUCACCGUCUGUGACACCUCCAGGAAUCUCACUUGCGUCUUCAACACCACCAAGAGUCUCGCUGGUUCCUGCCACGAGGUACUUCCUGCCAGAUGCAGCGUCAACAAUCGCACCUUCAACGACGGUGAAUCCUUCAAUCUCGACUGUCGCACCCAGUGUACCUGUCAGAAUGGGACGUAUGCCUGCGUGUCGCUGUGCCCCAGUGAAAGCAUCCUGCCCAGUGCCCAGUGCCACCACCCUCAUCUGGUAACAGUGCCAGGCCAGUGCUGCAGGGAGUGGAUGUGUGACACCGACCCAGGUAAGGCUGUUGGACCCCCGGAGUGUGAGCGAGGGUCGGGAAAGUGGUCCAGGUGUUCACUACAGACUUGUGGCGCUGGUGUGUCUGUGCGUUGGUCCACUGACAACGCCCGCUGUCAGUUGGUUAAUCAGACUCGUCUGUGUCAGCUGCGACCGUGUCAGUACCCUCGUCAGCAGCAGCUGACGUCGCCACACCUCCAACCUGGAGCUCAACACCCAACCAAGAAACAUCACAUCAGGCGAGGACACACGUGUAAGGCAACGCAGAGACACGUCAACUGGGUGCGUCUCCGCGCUGGCUGGUGUGUGAGUGAACGUCGCUACCGACCCAAGGUUUGUGGCUCUUGUCCUGACCGCUGCUGCACCGUUCACACCUCCACUACCAUCUCCAUCGCCUUCCUCUGCCCGCUCCACGCCAACACCAACCUGCUGGCGGCCCCACACGCCGCCCACACCGGCUUGCCACUCCCACGCCCACGCCCAGAUGCUCACCCACCCUCCACACGCUCCCCUAGCGUGUAUGACAUGAUGGAUGAGGGUCAGCCAGUAGAAGAGGCUGUACUCUCCUACCCACACCGGUCACAACACCCUUACAAAGUUCAGAAUGACGCUGACUUUACCUACGACAACUACCUGACCGAUGACACUCGUCAGUACAACGACGACGACCUCGACGACGAACUUUUACUGGAACACGAGAACCUGACUGUGGAAGACGACGCUGAGUUCGACGACAUAAAGAGCGACAACUACGAGAUCGUUCACUAUCAGGUGGAGUGGAUAUUGAGGUGUAAGUGUAGCUCUAACUGCGACACCCACGACCCUGCCUACGACACCCACCCACCACCCACAACGACCCAACAUCCUGCAGAAACUCCCACGUAACUACCGUCAGGCUAUUCCUGAUCACUAUCUGUUUGGAAGUCAGCUCCAAGAAACCACGGGCUAUCAUCAACAUAGUGAAACGAGAUUGUAGAUUGUAUAUAAUGAAGCGUUAAAUCCAUGUGAGCUGUCCUGCGCAGGGAGUGCUGGGGACUCUAUCCUCCGUCUGCUCAACGCAGCUUGGUGUCUGUCCUGGCAGGCCUUUGGUAACCCCCUGAGAAACAAGAAACACUAGGCACCGUUGACUCGAGUUCCUUGGGUUUUCUGAACAAAUAAGAGCAAGCGUAAGAUUAUACAAAAUAAAUACCUGAUAAUGAGGGCAGUAUGAAGCUUCGAGUUGUAUAAAAUAUCAUUACGCAAAGAUCUUAAUUGCAGUUUUUAUAGAGUGUUAUUUUAAAGGUGUAAGAUAUAGAAGGCCUUUUGGAAACAUAAUGUUACAAAAUUAGCAUAUAUAAUCUGUGACUGGAGUGUUUCGUAAUAGGUUUAUAUAUUUUGCAUGCAUAAUGAAGAUAAAAGGCUGGAGAUGCGGUUGAAGGUGUUCUUGGCCAUAACUCACUCGCCUUUAAUAUGUGAAGUUGUCGGAAAAAAUAUACAUUAUCUAUUGGAUAAGUGGAAACAUAAAUAUAUUGUAGCACCAUGUUUAGUAAUCGGUGAUGGUGGUGUUAGUUCGUCGGGAAAGAGAAAAAUGUCUCCUGACGGGAAUCAUUGAUCGUCUUGCAGUGGUCCGCUCAUUAGUCAGCAAGUGGGCAUGCGGGAACUUGGUUUUCCAUACCAUAAAAGACAAAGAUCACAUAGUAAUGUCCCCUCUAUUGAGCACCGUCUUGUGUAGAGUUGCGAUGAGUUUACAGGGUUUGGCAGAGCUAAAGUCGAGAAGCGCACAAUAGCUGGCGAGAGUCAGGAGACUGAAGGAGGGGGUCGAUAAUGUCCUGUGUGGAGGAGAGUUUGUGUGGAUGUUAGGAUGUGUGGAGGAGAGGGUAUGUGGAAGUGUGGGAAGACCAAAGACCAUAGUGCAUCACUCUUAACAACAAUGGGUAUGGGACAGUCCAGGAGGAACAAAGAGUGCACAACAGAGCUCUGCACAACGGUGAACAAUAUACACGAUAUUAACAAUGUGAACAUAACGCUAGAGAACAAAAUGUUUUGAACUAACCGAGAAAAAAGGAAAAAGUGUACAUAUAUAACCAUAUGCUGAUAAUGUAGCCUUGUUUGCAGUUGAGUUUUAAUAUACCUGCAUUUAUAAACCAGAGCUACAUAGCUAUUUAAAACAUUUAAAAAACAAAGCUGUAUAACUGUAUAAAUUAUUUAUAUUUCUAAUAAAAACGAC
Molecule: messenger RNA, 3976 nt
Organism: Cherax quadricarinatus
Lineage: Eukaryota; Metazoa; Arthropoda; Malacostraca; Decapoda; Parastacidae
Source: RefSeq, a predicted model, not a curated record